AUGGCAGGACCCAGGCUGUUGACAGCCCAGUUCAAGACAUCGCUGCUGCCGACAAACGAACACGACUGGGCUCAGUUGCUGGCCUUUCUGACCUGUUUCAGCAAUGAUGCAAAUCAAGCCUCGCCGCCCUUUGCCCCGACCGUUCUCCUUGUCUCGAGUGAAGUCCUGUCGGGGCUUCUGCGCUCAUUGACUCAGGACAAGGUUACCACCGUCCUCGGCCACGAUCUCGACAUCAGUGUCCAUUUCUGUACCUCGUCUGCUGUUCUCAAGGAUUUGCAGACGUCUUCCCUCGAUGAUGGUGUCUGGAAGAACGUCCUCCAAGGCCGCGUGACCACAUCAGGUCUGAGAGAGUGGUGCGAGGCCCAGGACAACAGCUCGAGGCUGACUGCUCAAACUAUCUGCUUCUGCGACAUUGACCAGGCCUCGAAGCCUGAUGCCUGGGGACCAGCAGCGCUGGAUUUCUUCACGACAGAUAACAACGGCAAUAUCAAUGAGAUGGAGGGAGAAUCGGAGGACUUGGAGUCUGACCAAAAGAGUGACUCGGGAUCGUCGGUAACCGCUGACGGUGAGGAGCCAGAAUGGUCGAAAUGUUUGAAAGAGAGCUACCGCGAAGAUGCGGUGGAGGCUGCGGUUUGA
Colletotrichum aenigma is the source of this 636-nucleotide messenger RNA. RefSeq lists its product as uncharacterized. NCBI's taxonomy places the organism in Eukaryota, Fungi, Ascomycota, Sordariomycetes, Glomerellales, Glomerellaceae. The transcript is spliced from 2 exons. The record is from RefSeq and is a predicted model, not a curated record. The coding region runs from base 1 to 636 and encodes 211 amino acids.